GCGAGCGCCUCCACCGCAGGUAGGGCGGUCGCCCUACCGGGUCCUCCGCCCUUGUGUGCAUCUAGAAUAAUGUCCGUGCUCACAUGCGUGCUUGAAAGCAUGGGUUCAUCCUGUAGCAGACCUCACUUGAACGAGGCGGAAGCAGCUGAAAACGGAAAAUCUGCAGAGAUUGACCGGCGGAUUUUGCAAGAGACCAAGGCUGAGCAGCACAUCCACAAGCUCUUACUUCUCGGUGCUGGAGAAUCAGGAAAGUCUACGAUAUUUAAACAGAUAAAGCUCCUUUUCCAAACUGGCUUUGAUGAGGCAGAACUGAGGAGCUAUAUAUCAGUCAUCCAUGCUAACGUAUAUCAGACAAUUAAAAUACUAUAUGAUGGAGCUAAAGAACUAGCCCAAGUGGAACCAGAGUCUUCAAAGUAUGUCAUAUCCCCAGAUAAUCAGGAGAUUGGAGAAAAAAUAUCAGAAAUCGGUGGCAGGUUGGAUUACCCACUGCUUUGUGAAGAACUUGUACAUGACAUAAGAAAAUUAUGGGAAGAUCCAGCCAUUCAGGAAACUUACUCACGUGGAAGUAUUCUUCAAGUUCCUGACUGUGCACAGUACUUCAUGGAAAAUUUGGACCGAUUAGCUGAAGCAGAUUAUGUACCAACAAAGGAGGAUGUGCUCCAUGCAAGAGUACGGACAAAUGGCGUUGUGGAAAUUCAAUUUAGCCCUCUUGGAGAGAGCAAAAGAGGCGGGGAGAUAUAUAGGUUGUAUGAUGUAGGAGGUCAAAGAAAUGAGAGGAGGAAGUGGAUUCAUCUUUUUGAAGGUGUUGAUGCUGUUGUCUUUUGUGCUGCCAUUAGUGAGUACGACCAGAUGUUAUUUGAGGAUGAGGCACAGAAUAGAAUGAUGGAGACCAAGGAACUCUUUGACUGGGUAUUGAAGCAAAGAUGUUUUGAGAAAACAUCAUUCAUGCUGUUCCUCAACAAAUUUGACAUAUUUGAAAGGAAAAUACAGAAGGUUCCUUUAACUGUGUGCGACUGGUUUAAAGACUACCAACCGAUUGCGCCUGGGAAACAGGACGUGGAACAUGCCUAUGAGUUUGUCAAGAAGAAGUUUGAAGAGCUCUACUUCCAGAGUAGCAAGCCUGAUCGUGUCGACCGGGUGUUCAAGAUCUACAGAACAACGGCGCUGGACCAGAAACUUGUAAAGAAGACGUUUAAGUUGAUUGAUGAGAGCAUGAGACGCUCCAGGGAAGAAACCUGAUCGAGGAGGCUUGGUUUGCGAGCCACAGGAGAAGUCAGUUACGAUGGAACAGAAAGUUUAUGAUGUUGCGGCUCUGUAUUUUUUGUAAUUCUUUUUUUCACAGGAAGAACACUGAUUGUCCUCUUUGUGCUUUGACAAGCUAGGAAAGAAAUCUGAUGAUUA
Molecule: messenger RNA, 1401 nt
Organism: Brachypodium distachyon (stiff brome)
Lineage: Eukaryota; Viridiplantae; Streptophyta; Magnoliopsida; Poales; Poaceae
Product: guanine nucleotide-binding protein alpha-1 subunit
Exons: 14
Coding region: 70-1239 (389 amino acids)
Biological process (GO): adenylate cyclase-modulating G protein-coupled receptor signaling pathway
Cellular component (GO): heterotrimeric G-protein complex
Molecular function (GO): guanyl nucleotide binding; G-protein beta/gamma-subunit complex binding; G protein-coupled receptor binding
Source: RefSeq, a predicted model, not a curated record